This is a messenger RNA of Xyrauchen texanus (razorback sucker), 6213 nucleotides long. RefSeq names its product LIM domain only protein 7-like. The record is from RefSeq and is a predicted model, not a curated record. NCBI's taxonomy places the organism in Eukaryota, Metazoa, Chordata, Actinopteri, Cypriniformes, Catostomidae. Gene Ontology annotation, biological process: regulation of cell adhesion; regulation of signaling. Gene Ontology annotation, molecular function: protein binding.
AUGGAGUGGAGACAGCAGUCUGCGGUGGGUUAUGAGACUACUUACUCCGAAGCACAGAGAUGGAUAGAGGCAGUUAGUAAGAAGUUUGGAAGCAGUACUUUCCGGAUUUCUCUAGAGAAUGGAGUUCAGUUGUGUGAUUUGAUCAACAAGAUCAAGCCUGGCAUCAUAAGAAUACUAAACAGACUAUCCACACCUCUUGCUGGGCUGGACAACCUCACCCUCUUCCUAAAAGCCUGUGUCAGGUUUGGACAAAAAGAAGCCUAGCUUUUCCACCCAGGAGACUUGCAAGACUUAUCCACACAUGUAACUGUCAAGUGUGAAGAGUGCACCCGGAGACUUAAAAAUGUUUUGAUCACCAUAUAUUGGUUGGGCAGAAAGGCACAUGCUGAUCCUUUUUGUAAUGGGCCUUACCUAAAACGAAAGGCUUUUGAGUGAUUGAUUGGAACAGCACUAUACAAGGCACUCGAGGACUGCUCAUCACUGCAGGGCAGUGUGCAAAACAGCUCUUGUAGUUAUAGCUGGUACUGAGAGCUCUUCCCAUUACGGGCCGGACACAAGAGAGAAGACUCCCUAGACAGCCUCGACUCACUAGACUCCAGAAGCCAUAGUGCAUCCUCUGACGCUACGCUCAAAGGCAGCAGAGAGGGUUUUGGAAGUGACCCUGAAGCAGAGCUAAGCUUCAUGAUGUCAGUGAAUAAAGAAUACCGCCGCUCGCUGGUCUUAACUCCCAAGACCACUACUUCGUUCAACCAAUUCCUGCCCACCAAGGACAAGCAGUCAGGCUAUGUUCCAGCACCCUUGCGCAAGAAACGCGCAGAGCGAAAUGACGACAACAGACGAAGCUUGGGAAGUCCUCUGUACACAGAUGAGGAUGGCACUUUCACAAGUCAUGAGAGGGCAGGUCCAGAUCCCUCCUCUAUCACAAAGAUGAAAUCCCAGACCUCCAUACCAGCUGCCCAACUGUCUUGGGCUUUUGAGUAUGAUGGCAGUGAUUCAGAUGCUGAUCGGCCAGACCCUGAUGUGGUUCUUGAUGACCUCGCUAUCCAUAGAUUUCACAGCCCCUCCCCGGUCACGCUGACCGACUUUGCCUUACCCAUGAACCCAAUGGAAGCAGCUUCUAUCCCACAGUGCACCUUGUCCCAGGUGGCUGUCACUAAUGUGCCGAGGCAGACACUGACCGACCUCAGCAGUCAGUUACAGCCUCUUCAGAGGUCUUAUAGGAGGCCCGUGUCUGCUGGCGUCUGCAUUUACGAUGACUCCGACGAAGAGGGUGAUGAGCUUGGCGAUGCUGACCCUGUUCAAGAUGACCUUUAUGCCCGAAAAUUUGGCCUGAUUCCACAACACUCUGCGAUGGUGCCUUAUAAUAAAUGUCUGCCCAAGUUCUGGACACCUGAGGAUGAUAUACAUGUGAAGAAGAUCAAACUUGGAUCCCAGCACCACCCUUGGUAUAGAAAGAUCCAAGGAUUCAGCCGCAAGAAGUCAGGUUCAUCCUCAGAAGACUCAGACUGUGACGUCCGUCCCAGGCUCUCUGUACCCUCUUUCUCUCACACUCAGUCUGAGCCCCCUCCCUCUCACCCCCAUGCACCUGAAGGCCCCAUCUACUGCAGCCUCACUUUCACUGCCAGUUCUCAAACACAACCCCCUGUGGUUGCUCAGCAGAGUGCUGGGCUUCCUAAGAUAAGGCCCCCUAAUUUUUGGCCCAGGCCGGAUCCCACCUCUGGCCCCAGACUCGUAAAAUGUGAAAAGCAUCCACUCCUUGGGCGUGAACACCCUAACGACCCUUACAAUGUUUCUGCAGACAUCCUGCCAGACUUUGUAAAUGAUGAUAUGUUUACACGGCGUACAAACACCUUCCACUUCAGUAAUGACCUGGCAAAGUUGAAGUACGGUAAAUUCCUAGCCCCUCGUUGCAGAUCAGAGGCUGAUGUUAAUGUGGUAAUUCAGCCCCGCCAUGAGGCUGAACCUGUUUACCCUGACUUGGAAAAAGAUGAUGUGGUUUUUCGAAGGGUUCAACAGCAAAACAAUCAGCGCCCUCUGUCUGGGGCCCCUGAUAACUAUCACCCUGUGCCCAUUCCAGAGCCAUGGACUUUGCCACAAAAACUGCAGGCCAAGCUGCUGUGUACCCCAUAUGAAACCAGACAGAAAAAACCCAAGCCAAAGACUAAACAGGAAGUAGAAGAGCACCUGAAAACAGAUGAUAUGCUUCUUAGGAAGCUAAGAGCAUUUAAUACUCAAGGAACAGCAAACCUUUCCCUUGCAAGACACAGUUUAGCUCUUACUCAAGGAGGUCCCAGUGUUCCCUUCUCUUGCAAUGAGGAAGACAUGCAGAAAUGGCAAACCAUAAGAGAGGCCAGUCAUCUGAGAUACAGGAAGAGGCUGUUGGUGGAGAGACUGCAUCAGAACAUCUCUGGUAGUGAUGGGAGCAAAUCAGUGAGUGACAUCACAGAGGAUCAGAUAAACUCGAACUUGAGCAACUUGAGCAAGGAAGUCCGUUUUGAAGAACUGCGAAAAUUGCACAUUCAGUUGAAGGAGAGUGAGGAUAAGUGGCAGGAUGAUCUUACAAGGUGGAAGAACAAACGCAGGAGUGUGAAUUCUGAUAUUGUGAAGAAAAAAGAGGAUAGAGAGCAGAUUGAGCAGAUCACUUCUAGCAGCGGCCCCACGAAAUCAAAAACCUUCAAGGAGAUGCAGGAUAAGAGAGAGAACCGAGGGAAAGACAACUACAAUAACAGCUUUAACACAAGCGUUGAUGAUGUAUUUGAAGAACCUGUGCCCAGAACCAGAACUCUGCCACCACGUAGCUAUACCAUUGACGUCCCUUACGCCCCAAUGGACAAACCUUCAGUACCCUCUGUGCCAUCUCUGAUGAAAGAGGAACCUGUCGCUGGCACCCUGGCAUCAGAACAGAUCGAUUUUCCAGCCAAAUGUGAUCGCUCCAGCCCAGAGAUCCCUCUUCAUGUGACAAACAACAUUCAACACAGCCAAACAACUACCCGAAGCCUUCUGGAUGAUCCCAUUCCAGCCAUUUCCAACAGCAACACCAGCCUCAAGCCCACCAGUAUAAGUAAACCAAACACCAGCAGCACCAUUCUGAACAGCUCUCAACAGUUGGAGCCAAUUAGCACCACUAAGCCAGUUGAGAACUCCAGUGGCCCCAUAAGCUCUUUGUUUAAGUCCAGUUCAAUGGAGACAAAGCAGCCUGGGCUGGAUCGAGUUUCUGCCUCCCUCCCCAGGAGCUACCAGAGAUCAGAUAGCGCAAGGCUCACCUCUGUAAUCACUCCCAGACCAUUCGGCACACAGUCCAACCGAAUCAUCUCCUUUCCCAGAGCAUUCACGAUGGAUGACUCUCAUAAGCGCAUGAAUGGAGGGACUGACAGCAUCAAGAAAUCUAUGGUUCCCAACCGCUAUGCUCAGUAUGUGAUGGAGGAUGAUGAUUUCUCCCAGGGAACCCCUCUGCAGAGCAAUAAUGCAGAUGAGGAGGAGGAGACCCCUUCUCCUGUCCCUCCAGUCAACAGGGCGUCUCCCCUGCCCAAAGCUUCAUCUGUGAUCAACCCUGCUAAUGAGGUGAGCUACAGUGACAUGAGAAUCAGCCUGAACCAGAAACCCAACAGCAGCCAAGACUUUGGCUUUCAGACUGACUGGGACUCUACAGGAGUCAGUGUCAAAUCUGUAGUGCCAGGUAGUCCAGCGGAGCUCGGUCAGGUGAAGUUUGGAGAUGAAAUCCUUACAGUGAACGGACACAGUGUGGCAGACAUGAGCUAUAUUGAGUGGAAGACUAGUAUGGAGGAGUCUUUGCAACAGGGUAGUCUGCUCAUGGACAUACGCAGACAUGGCAGGAAUAGUUCCCCUGAGUCAUACCUCAGCACCAUCCUGGAUAAGGACACCGCUGUGAAAGCCGUAAACGUCAGCUCUCAUCCUGGCAAUAAUUUUGGCUCGAAUGGGAUAAAUGGUGGUUUUGGCAAUGAAUCUGGGACCAUGAAUAAUAAAGAAUCUGAAUCCAUUUCUUUGAAAAACUUAAAAAGGAGAUCAGAGUUUUUUGAACAAGGCUCUGCAGGGCUCACAGUCAGUUCUCUGGUCUACCUCUGUGGUGGCUCUGAUACAGCAAUAUCAGAUCUGCCCAUGCCCUCCAUAUCUGCAACCUCAACCCGCUGGUCCUGGGACCCAGAGGAAGAGCACAGACGACAAGAGAAAUGGCAGAAAGAACAGGAGCGUUUGCUUCAGGAGAAGUACAAGAAGGACCAAGAAAAACUUGAUGAGGAGUGGAGAAAGGCCCAGCAGGACAUUUUGAAGGAGAGCUCUAGAAACCAUGAGGAUGAGUUCAGGUCUCUGGACAGACACAGACCCUACAGACAGUCUACUCCUCCUUGGGAAGAACUUGAGACCUCCAGAUUAGCCCAGCAAGAGGAAGAGAGGAAGAAAAGACAGGAUGAAAUGCAGCAUUUAGAGAAAGAGAGGCGAAAAAGACAGGAACAAGAACACCUUGAGAAAGAGAGGAAGAAGAGAGAAGAGGAAGAGUGCCUCCGUCAGGAAAACGAGAGGAGAAGAACAGAUGAGGAGGAGAGGAAGCGACUGGAAGAGCAGAAGAGGCUUCAGGAGGAGAGAGAUAAGGUGGAUGCCUAUGGCCAUACCAGUGUUUACCAUGACUUAUCCUACACACACAGGGCCAUAUCCAAAUCCACUCCAGAGCUUGAUGAGGUUACAAAACCAGAUAUUAAAGGUGUGUAUGGCAGGCACAGGGGUUUGGCUGGAUGGCUGUUGGAGGAGGAAAUGAGGCGAAAGAAAAAUCCUCAGAUUCAGAGGCAGCUGGCUGCAAGUGAGCUAGAGCUCGAGAGGAGGAGCAUCCUCAAUGCCAUGAAAUACAGAGACCCGGAUAGAGCUCCAGCAGCAAGCGGUGGUCUGGGUGAAGUUGGUAAGAAAGAGCCGCUCUCUCAGUCUGAGGUGGAUAGGCAGCAGAUCCUUCAUGAAAUGAAGAAGAAGACUCCCUUGCACACAGACAACAGCUGGAUUCGUCAGCAGAGCACUUCAAACAACACUGACAAAGAAACUUUCAGCCUGACAAUCAGGAGGGGUGAGUCUCUUGACAACCUUGAUAUGCCUCGUUCUUCCUGGAGGUCAUCUGACAGCACCUCGUCUAUACCAGACUACAGCCGACCUCACUCUGCCCUCUCUGGCUCCUCGUCCUACCAUAGUUGGCGUCCAGGGUCUGCCACUCUGCAGGCAUCUCAGUCCAUGAGCUUCCUGAGACAGUCCUGGUCCCAAUCCUCCCCCACCUCAACAACUUCUCCAGAGCCACAGCCUCAAGCUCCACCUCAGAAUAGGUCAGUGAGUGGCAGCAAAAUCUGUUCGUUCUGUAAUACACAACUGGGCAAGGGAGCGGCCAUGAUCAUCGAGUCCCUGGGACUCUGUUAUCAUUUGAGUUGUUUCAAGUGCAUUGACUGCAAGUCGGAUUUGGGAGGCUCAGAAUAUGGAGCAGAAGUCAGAAUACGAAACCAACAGCUUUACUGUAACUCCUGCUAUAUGCGACUCAAAACUGGGCAGCCCACUACCAUGUGACCUUGCUGUAUUGCAGCAGAUUGAGGAGGAACCAAUCACAGACAAAGGACCUGUAAACACUAAGGGUUUGCUGGAGAAGUGAUGAACAUUGAGUGGUUUAGCCAGCCUUGAUUAUUCAGUGAGCUUCUAUUCUUCGAUUCCAAAGGCUCUGUUUAUCUGAAAGUAUUAGUAAUUAUUUGUACAAAAGGGAUGUGCAUGUACCUGAAAAUUAACUAUGCUAACACUGUCUUUUUCAUCAUUGAAAGAUUCUGAUGAUUUCUGGUUGGCUUAACUGACAUCUGUGUGAUCCUAAAAGUAUUUAUAUUAAAAUGAUAGAUAUUUGCUAUUUUAUUUUCAUUGCUUAUCUAGGUUUCUCCUGCUGUCUUUGCUUUAUAAGAUUUUGCUGACUAAAAUAUCCUGUUAUAUCACCUCAUCUGUGUGCCUUUUUUGUUUUAAAGGGGAAAGAUGAUUUAGGAGAAAUCCAUUACAAAUGUAUUUAAAAGUGGCAUGGCUAGUAAGAAGCACUCAUGACAUGAGUUAUAUACCCUUUCAUAUGUGGUUGAAUCUAUUUUAUGUAUCUGCAAGUUCUCUGCGGAGUAAAAAGAGACGAAUGUGGACCUGAAGCAACUUGGCAAUAAUUGUAAAUAAAAUUACUAAGCAAUAAAUCCCUCCAGGUUGUGAAUU